UCAAAAACGCUGUUAUCUUAACGUGUCGAGUGGUUUCCCCAUACCUAUCAAGUAUAUAUAUCACUGUACGUCAGUCUUUGCCAAAUAAUCGUUGCGAGAAGCCCUCAUCUUUUAUUAUUUGUUGACUUUGAAAUCAACUUCAAAUCACCAACUUCUGGACUUGGGACCGCAGGAGAACGUUCGUUUCAUUACAAGCAGGAACGCACAAGUGCCCACCUUUAUCAAAAUGGGUAUUCUUGCACGUGCUACGAGAAUGGAACGAUGAUACAACGCGCGGCUGUGCGGUACAUGUAUACACCUGUACUGGGUACAUUGGCCAACCAUACUCUGAUGUUCAUGCAACGAUGGUAAAACGAACUAAAAUUUUUACUCGACUUAAAACUGAACAACAAUUUCUGCUCAGUUUGAAGUAACACUUGGCUGACACUCUGUGUAAAAUUCGGCUCUGCUAAGUGCAUACUCCAUCAGCCAGUAUUGUGUCAGUGGGCCUGUGUUAAAUCCAUCACUGGUAGUACGUUCCUGUAAUUCACUAGAUCGUGCGUUGUAGCAGGAUUCUCUUGAACCAGCCUAGCAACGACCAACAAUUAGCUGCAGUUGGCUUAGCAACGGACUGGCAACCGCAGUGCCCGCUGUGGCCUUGGGCAGAACGGAUGAGCGCCCAUGAAAAGGCAUCACCAAUCCGGGGGAGAGACUGCUUGCAGUUGGAUUGUGUCCCUGAGCUUUGGUAAACAGUCGGAAAAAGCUUCCCCCGAAAGCCGGUCCAGGCCUUUUGUACUCUCUACAGGUGGGUAGAGUUUGACGCACUCGCACGCAGACAGAAAUCUGCAGCGAGGCCAUCGCCACUUGUGAGGACUGUGUUCGUAGUAACGAAGGUAUGGCAUCUGUCGACGCGGAGUCGGCAAAGGCACCGGAGAUGAUGGGCGCCGACAACAACGCGGUGAGCACGGAGCUUACUGCUGAUCCAGCUGCCGCUGAACUCAGGGAAAGCGACAUUUUACCCGGAAAGGAAUCUAUCCAGUUGGUACCACAGUCGACUGCCAUCCAGAAAACACCUGCCCUGUGUACAGCUACUGCCAAGUGGAAAUCGAAAAUAUCCAGCGCUAAGGCUUCUGAAGUGUUACCUUCAGGGGAGAACAAGCCCGCUGAUAUGGAGGAUGGCGAUGCAAAAACCCAUCCUCUUUCUCCAAACGCGCCAGACAUAAAGGGGGACACUUCCAAGGACGAGGGAUCCCCUUUAGUGGGGCCGUCUUCGCCUGGCCAUCAGCCCAAUGGAUCCGCCGCUCACCACGGGGAGGCCAACAAGAUGAUACGACCCUCCAUAUCCAUCACCGAGGCGCCGCAGGUGGGGCGGCCGCCCAGUCGCAUCUCGGGCCGGGCGUCGGCCUCCUCACUGUCCAUGCUGGCCACCGAGUCGGGCAAGCUGCUCCAGGCCGUGCCGUUAGCAACGGGAGGACCAUCUGGGCAGCAGCAGGACAUUCAGUUAGCCACGCUGAGGAUCAAUAACCACUCCUUACUGGCAGCCAUUCCGUACAUGCACGUCGGACUGGCUUACAUGUGUCUCAUCCUCAACAUCUUUGUACCCGGCUCCGGUACCCUGAUAUCCGGUUUCAGUCUGUUCUGCUGCAAGGCGCAGCCCCAGCAACACACCAAGAAGGACGAGCUCAUCAACUCUUUCUGCACCAACGUGUGCGUGGCCGUCUCACAGCUCUUUACCGUUCCCUUCCUGCUGGUUGGCUGGAUUUGGAGUGUCACGUGGGGAGUAUUCAUGGUUCAAUUUGCAAUCGAAUACAGAAACUACAAGAGAAACGAAAAGAAGAUAUCCACUGCGAAGGCCGUCACCAAGGCAUUUAUGGGGCGGUGAAUCUAGACACGAUUGACCAGACGGAGCGAUGUCGGAUACAGUGCUCCCACUUGAUUAAUUGGAAGACAGCAGUCUUGAUGUCUGAAUCACGGAUUGUCUCCGUAAUGUGGCCUCCACAAAAAUAAACAUUCUUGUCAAAUACACUCCAAGACCUAGACGGAUUUUCAAACAGAUGGACUAAACCAGCGAGAAAAUUACCAGACCAAUCCACAACAAAUUUAAUGUUUGAGGAUGCGCCGAGAAGAAAUGUUCCUUUUGAAUUAGAGGUUAAUCUUUUCAAGCGGCGGGGAUUGAUGGUCUAGCAGCUGGAAAAUGGCUCCUUUCAGGCUCGAUCAGGUUUCACGAAGUACUGUAAUAGGCCCAAAUAUCUGCCAUUUGGUAUACAGGGCCAACACAAAAAACUGUAGCAUCAUGAUAAAGGUCUACAGGAGAAUAAUAUCCAUACAACUGCAAUGAAGUGGCGUCUGUUUUGUUUCAUGGACAUAGGUCAACAAUGACCUGUAUAUAUUUACUGUAUUACUGAACAGUCUUUGCAUGAACUAUCAACUGUGAAAUAAAAAAGUGCAGACAUUUAAUAGAUACGUUGGGUGACUAACCAAAAUUUUCCAAGGUUUAAAACUAGUGUAAAAAAUAAACGUCAGCGGCACAAAGCCAAUUAAUAUCACUGAUUACUUGCAGUACCGGUUUACUCUAUUGGAUUAGAGCCAACUAUACUCGGUGGUCGAGUGGCUCACACAUUCAGCUCUAUCGUGCAGGAACUCGUGGGUCCUAAUCUCAUGUGAGGAAGCUGGUGAUUAUAUGGGCAACUCUCGGUCAGUGUAAAGGGGAAACUUACAGCCAAUCACAAAUAUCGCUGAUCCACAAUAUAAUAACAAGGGUCCAACUUGCACUGGGGAAGCUUAGGGCCUCAUUUGGCUAGAGCCAUCAUCCAAUGAUCAUACAUGACAACAUUCUGUCUUCUAAUUCUAACCAUGUCUCAUGGCUCUCCUGUCCGUCUGCGAUGCCACGAGUGAUCAUGGGCGUCGCCAGGAAUUGUUUCCGGCGGCCGAAGCACUCAUUUACCAAAGAACGGUGGAAUCGAUCAAUUCCGAGGUAUUUCAGAAAGUUGGCGAUUCACGUCCCUUACCCCCUUCGCUUAUCGUUUCCUUCUUUUCUUUUCCUUUCUUUUCUUUCCUUUCCCCUUAUUGCACAGGGGGAAUACGCCCUCUUGUCCUCCGCCAAGCCCAUGCUGGUGAUCCACCACAUGAUAAUAAUUAUCUUUAAUACAUGUGCAAGAGAAGAAUCCAUCACUAUCCUUUCAGGUAAUUGCGAUGUCAUAUGCGGGGGCACAAGUCUGAAAUCCACCAAUAGCAUAUUUGAACACCGACUCAUGUUUGGAUUUGCAUUAGAAAUACAUCUCCGAGGCACAAAGCGUGCAUUUACAUUGUAUAUGUAAAUAUAUAUUGUCUCCCAUAUAUUGUCACUAGUGAGAUUUAUGGGAGAUCACAAUUAAUGAUUGUUUAAAAUUGUGGUGUACAGUACACAGUUGAAAUGACGGUACAUCAAAUUUUGGAUGGGUGAAGAAUUUAGUCGGUUGUGUUUUAUUAAUAAUUCAGGUAAAAGAAAUAUUUAACUCUUUUAUUAAUAAGGAAAACACAACGUGAGCACGUGCAUGCCCACUUCCAAUAUAAACCCAUAAGUUGGUAGGUAGAAGAAUGGUAUGUUUUGAAGAUUUCGUUUAAUAGAAUAAGGUGGUAUAUAAUUUAUGACCACUCAUGUUAAAUUGGCUACAUGUACAACUAUAUUAUUCUGCAAUACUGUGAUGUUCACAUUUAAAGUGCAGUAUUAAAUAUACAUGUGUAUACUCUCAUAGACGUAGGCAGUAUUUUUUAAACUUGUAUGUAAAUGGAUACACGUGUAAACAUUUUGAAGUUAUAUAUUUUGUGGAUUUACAUGUAUAUGUGGAAAUAAGAUAUUCUCGAAACUGCAAUAUCAAGACGCUUCAGUUAAUGGGUUUGGUAAUUAGCCAAAACACAA
Messenger RNA from Acanthaster planci (crown-of-thorns starfish), 3877 nucleotides. RefSeq lists its product as uncharacterized. NCBI's taxonomy places the organism in Eukaryota, Metazoa, Echinodermata, Asteroidea, Valvatida, Acanthasteridae. The record is from RefSeq and is a predicted model, not a curated record.